Siniperca chuatsi (mandarin fish) is the source of this 4563-nucleotide messenger RNA. Its product is annotated as lysine-specific demethylase 9. The record is from RefSeq and is a predicted model, not a curated record. Gene Ontology annotation, cellular component: nucleus. The coding region runs from base 57 to 2396 and encodes 779 amino acids. Lineage: Eukaryota; Metazoa; Chordata; Actinopteri; Centrarchiformes; Sinipercidae. The transcript is spliced from 7 exons.
UCGAGGACCUGCGCAGUAGGAAUCCCGAGACCUUUAAAUGUACUGUACGUGCAAAGAUGGCAGCGCAAGUCGACUUGCUCCAUGCGAAAGUAGAAGAGGAAAAGCUAAGGGAUAGUCUUGAUAGAUUCAUCAAAGAGAAGAAAAAAAAGAAGAAAAGGGACCUGUCGCCGUCAGCUGACAAACGGGAGAGGUCUGAGAAAGAAGCGAAGAAAGUGAAGCUCCAUCACCACCAACACGCCGAGCACCGGACCCACCAGCCGCAUCAGCUGCAGCAAAAUCCUAAACCCCACAACUUCAGCGCAGACAAACAUGUCAUGCACAGCCAUCAGCACAGCCACCACCACCAUCACCACCAUAAUCACAGUCUCACCAACGGUACAAAGAAGAACCUGCAGCCGACUUUGCCGCCUGCUCCUCCGCGGAAGGUACCAGAGCAGCUGCAGAAGAAGCGAGCGGUGCCCCCCGAGCCACCUGCGCUCUUCACUUUCACGCCUCUCAAAAUGGUCAAGGCCAAGCCCCAGGAUCUCAAAGAAAAGCAUAGGGAGAAAGACCUGAAACUGAAGCUGAAGAAGGAAAAUACCGAGGCAAAUGUGAAACACGCUGAACUGAAGAAAAAGAAGGAGCCAAGGCCCCACAAUGAGAAUGUCAAAUCUCUAACACUGGAGGAAUAUCUCCUGAAGAAGAAAAAGAAGAAGAAGAAGCACCGCGAGGAUGAGCACAGUGCCAAGAAGGUCCGAUACAUGCACAACAAAGCGGUUCAGACUGUAUGUGCAGGGCUUGGAGCAGAUCUUAAUCUGCCCAUUCUCCCUGAGCCGUCUCUGUCUGGCACCGUGAAGCACGAAAGCAAUCGCCAGCCUGGCAGAGACACUAUCGACAACCACCAACCCUACCUCCAUGCUCUCAAACUGGGACACAUCCCCUUCCUCUCCCACCAAGACCACUUCAUCCGCAGCUCCUGCCUCCAGACAGGCACCUGGUGCGGACGCUUCAUGCAUGAGGAACGGCAAGCUAAUGGUGGAGGAUCAGUUCUGCAUGCCUAUGCUGAUGAGUUAGCUUGUCUCAGCCCGGCUGAGAUGGAGUGCUUUGCCCAGGAGUUUCUGGAGUUGGCCUUUGCUGAGAAGCCUAGAGGUGCAGCCUCCUAUGCCUUGGCAGUGGUGCACAGUGCAGCGGCCUACCUACCUGACUUCCUGGACUACUUUGCCUUCAACUUCCCCAACACACCAGUCAAAAUGGAGAUACUGGGCAAGAAAGACAUUGAGACCACCACUAUUGCCAACUUUCACUCUCAGGUAUGUCAAAAGGUGAGCCGGACUUACUGUUCAGGAACGUACCGGUCCGGACCCAUGAGGCAGAUAAGCUUGGUGGGAGCUGUGGAUGAGGAAGUUGGAGACUAUUUCCCAGAGUUCCUUGACAUGCUGGAGGAGUCACCCUUUCUCAAGAUGACCCUACCGUGGGGAAGCCUCUCCAGUCUGAAGCUGGACUGUCGCUCUCAGAGUGACGAUGGGCCCAUCAUGUGGGUGCGACCAGGAGAACAAAUGGUACCCACUGCUGACAUGCCCAAGUCGCCUUUCAAAAGACGCAGGUCCAUGAAUGAGAUAAAAAAUCUACACUACCUGCCGAGGGCCAGUGAACCCAGAGAGGUUCUGUUUGAGGACCGAACUAAGGCCCACGCUGACCAUGUAGGCCAGAGUUUUGACUGGCAGAGCACUGCUGCUGUGGGGGUACUGAAGGCAGUGCACUUUGGAGAAUGGAAUAACCGACCUCGGAUAACCAAAGAUGUAGUUUGUUUCCAUGCUGGGGACUUCAAUGAAGUUGUCCAGAGGCUGCAGCUAGAUCUGUAUGAGCCCCCAGUGUCUCAGUGUGUCCAGUGGGUUGACGAUGCCAAACUCAACCAGCUGAGGAGGGAAGGCAUCCGCUAUGUCCGUGUCCAGCUCUGUGACGACGACAUUUACUUCAUUCCGAGGAACGUCAUCCACCAGUUUAAGACGGUGUCUGCAGUCUGCAGCCUGGCCUGGCACAUCCGCCUCAAACAGUACCAUCCAGGGGAGAAGGACAAGGAGGAGGAGCAGAGGCCCAGUGAUCUCAGUCCCACCUCAGGCCGAGUCUCUUUUUCCUCCCCAGCCAGGCCUGAUGCCACCGUAACCCCCUGUGCACGACCACAGGGAGACAACGUCCAAGGUGGGGUGGCAAAGACUGAAGAACCAGAGUUCCAGAGGCCAGCAACACCUCCCCAGGAGCCUCAGCCAGCCGCUCCACAGCCCACCAAAUCCGCUCAUUUGCCCCCAACAUACCAAGUUCCCCACCUUUCCUUGGAACCAGUCCACUCUGGAUGUACACCUUCAAAAGAGCCCACCCUUCCAAAAGCCCUCAGCCACACUGCACAUUUCCCUAAAUGACACCCCCCCACUCCCACCCCCACCCCAAAUGGACAUCUGAAUCAAUCAGGAAGCCUUUCAACUUAAAUUAUUCUUCACAGUUUUUUAAAUCUUUACAUGUUGGUUAAAAUGUUCCCAGAUGUUUUGUUUUUUUGUUUUGUUUAAUGGGACUAUGUAACACAUUUUAUUUAUAUUUGAUAGCACCUAAACUGGAACUCUCUACUGUUUCAUUCAAAAGGUGUGUAUCAUGUAAAGAAUCAUUUUUAAACUGACAAUACAAGUUGCCCCACUUACUGUAAGAGACACAUUUUUAAUUUAUGUUCAAAGCUCAGCUAUUUCUUUUUUUGAUAGAAUUAUGUAAUGGGAGAUGGAAGUCUGUGGCAGUUUCUCAAGUGCAGGUGGAAUGACUGUAUACAUACUAAGUAUAUGAUUACUCUGGAAGCAUGAUACUGACAUUAUACUCAUUUCAGUGACAUAGGCUUAUAGACUAACCUUACCCAGAAGAUACAGUUGACUCAGUUUCAAAACUGGGACUUUGCCAUUUGAAUCAAAUGCUUGGAACAUGUUGGAUUUCCUGGAUUGGUAACAACCAGUAAACAUGGGAUAAUCAAAAUGAAUGAUGUCUUUUGUUUUGAAAAAAAAAACUUUAAAUGUUUAUUUUAAAUUGAAGAAGAUACAUUUACAGGCAUAUGAUUAUCUAAUUAAACGACAAGCACUUAAAACUUUUUGUCAGCUUUAUAAGUUGCAGUUUGCGCAAUUCUUAAUUUAAAUGCCAUUUUAUACAGCGUCCUAUUUCUUACUGUUGAUACUGUUUUGGAUAUUUUAUUUAUUUUCUUAAGAUUGAGCUCAACAUAUGGUCACAGGUUUAUAACCUGUGAUGAAUAUUUAAGAUUAUUAUCUUAAAUAUAAUAGCGCCUCUAAAUGACGAAGGAAUUACAGCUAUUGCACUUAGCAAUAAUUGUCUGAAUCUUUUCUUCAGGUGUGGAGCAUGUCUUCAUAAUUUGGUAUGUAAAUAUUAUAUUGUUGUAGCUGGGAAUAUGUGAAUGCCGUCAGUGCACCCAAGUCAUUUUUCAGUUGAUUUAAAUUCAUUCUCACCUUUAGUUUUAGCUGGUAAUGUCACUGGGUUGAUGAAGGCACCGGUGUAGUGGGUUACUGUGGUUGUGUCCACUCUCCUCAGUGUAAUUGUGUGGAUUUAUACUGCGAAUUCCUGUUGUUUUUUCCCAUAGUUCCAGCAAAGUCUGGAAUAAUGAGGCCUCCUGCAAAAUUAUCCAAGACUGAACAUGACAAUGUUCUAUAAUGUGACAGAUGGAAGUAAAUUUCACAUUUCUUUCUAAAUAAUGUGUCCUAAAAUAUCUUCACAUUGAACAUGGUCAUCCAAAGUUUCUGAUCAGAGUACGACAUUUACUGUUCAUCUGAACCUCACAGAGGCCUUCAUUCUGUAGUCUUCUACAAGCAGUCUUCUAUAAAGGAAGUGAUGGUGUGACACUGCCUUUGCUCUACCACUGACUUCUUAGUGCCUUGUACUGUACACGGUUAGCCUCAUUAAAAGCUGUGAGGUAUUUUUGUUGAUGAGUAGUAUGGUAAAAUGGAGAUUGGCCAAACAGCCAUAGUGUAUCUUGUUUUUGUUUUGUUUUUCUAUUUAUAAAAAAUGUUGCUCACAUGAUGCUAAUUGAUUUCUACAUCUGCAUGUCACCUGGAAGCAAACAAUUAUUAGAGUUGAAAAUUAUGCCUUUUAUACAUACUAGAUCCUAUUCAGGAAGCAGAAUGGUCAGAAAUAUGUAGAAAUAAAUUGACAGUUACAGUACUGUCAUAUCAGCCUUUUGUCAUAUUUGUUGUGAUGCUCUGUGUUUUAGAACCAAUGAUUGCUGUUGUUAAUGUUUGUACUGAGACAUUUUUAAUACUCUCUGUCAGUUUCCUGGAUGAUAAGUUGCAGACAGUAGAGAUCUGGUACCGAUAUGAUUCAGUCUUUGUUAAGUAGAAAAAAAAAAACGCAAUGAGAAUCCAUAGACUUUCUAUAUUUUUUAAUAAAUACUUUUGUCUGUAACCAGUGUAUGUAACACAGUUUAACUGUACAGUUGCAUCAUAUGUAUAUUCAAUGUACAUCACAUUCACUGUACCUUAACAUAUCCUAUUGAAGAUAUUGAUGAUCCUUUUAAAAGAUGGUGCUUUUAAAAUGAUAUAAAAACUA